AUGGCCGCCCCCCGGUUUCUCCGACCAACUGGUCGCCUGCUGCAGUCGCGAAUUUCCUUGCCAAUUUCUCGCCCAGCUGUCCGACUGCCAGCUGCCGCUGCUCAGUCCAUCUCAUCUCGCCGUACAUACGCUUCCGAGGCUACGAAGGAGGUUACUGUCAGAGACGCUUUGAACGAGGCGCUCGCCGAGGAAUUGGAAAGCAACAAGAAGGUCUUCGUCCUCGGAGAGGAGGUUGCGCAAUACAAUGGAGCAUACAAGGUGACGCGAGGUCUCCUUGAUCGCUUCGGGCCCAAGCGUGUCAUUGAUACUCCUAUCACUGAGGCUGGUUUCACCGGUUUGGCCGUUGGUGCCGCUUUGGCUGGUUUGCACCCAGUCUGUGAAUUCAUGACCUUCAACUUCGCUAUGCAAGCUAUCGAUCAGAUUAUCAACUCCGCCGCCAAGACGCAUUACAUGUCUGGAGGUAUCCAGCCUUGCAAUAUCACUUUCCGUGGUCCCAAUGGCUUUGCCGCUGGUGUCGCUGCUCAGCACUCGCAAGAUUACUCUGCCUGGUACGGAGCUAUCCCUGGUUUGAAGGUUGUCUCGCCCUGGAGCGCAGAAGACGCCAAGGGUCUGCUUAAGGCUUCGAUCCGUGAUCCCAACCCUGUUGUCUUCCUUGAGAACGAGCUUCUCUACGGUCAGUCUUUCCCAAUGAGCGAGGAGUCCCGCAAGAGCGACUUCGUUCUUCCUAUCGGAAAGGCCAAGAUCGAGCGCUCCGGUAAAGAUUUGACCAUUGUUACGCUGUCCCGCUGUGUCGGUCUCUCUCUCCAGGCUGCCGCUGAGCUCAAGGAGAAAUACGGAGUCGAAGCUGAAGUUAUCAACCUGCGAUCCGUCAAGCCCCUCGACGUGGAGACCGUUAUCAAGUCGCUGAAGAAGACCGGUCGCUUCAUGGCCGUUGAGUCUGGUUUCCCCAUGUACGGAGUUUCUUCCGAGCUUCUCGCCGUUGCCAUGGAGUACGGAUUCGACUACCUCACUGCCCCCGCUGUCCGUGUCACUGGUGCCGAUGUCCCAACUCCUUACGCUCAGAAACUUGAGGAGCUGAGCUUCCCUCAGCCUGAUACCAUUGUCGGCCAAGCCGUCAAGCUUCUCCGACUAUAA
This is a messenger RNA of Talaromyces atroroseus, 1134 nucleotides long. RefSeq names its product Pyruvate dehydrogenase E1 component subunit beta, mitochondrial. The record is from RefSeq and is a predicted model, not a curated record. NCBI's taxonomy places the organism in Eukaryota, Fungi, Ascomycota, Eurotiomycetes, Eurotiales, Trichocomaceae. Gene Ontology annotation, biological process: pyruvate decarboxylation to acetyl-CoA. The coding region runs from base 1 to 1134 and encodes 377 amino acids. Gene Ontology annotation, molecular function: pyruvate dehydrogenase (acetyl-transferring) activity. The transcript is spliced from 4 exons.